Molecule: messenger RNA, 2810 nt
Organism: Pararge aegeria (speckled wood butterfly)
Lineage: Eukaryota; Metazoa; Arthropoda; Insecta; Lepidoptera; Nymphalidae
Product: cysteine and histidine-rich protein 1 homolog
Exons: 7
Coding region: 569-1768 (399 amino acids)
Cellular component (GO): nucleus
Source: RefSeq, a predicted model, not a curated record
CUUUUGCCGGUAUCGAGCCUAGGACCUCCAACUUAUAAGAUCACGCAAGUGCUUACCACUGCGUUAGGGGAGCAUACAAAAUGGCUUAAUUUAUGCAAAGAAACAAGAAGUUACGGCAGCACUGCCCCAUACUUCUAUGAGAUAAUCAAGGUGAGGUUUAACUAGGGAGUAGUAAAUAUUUAAUCGAACGUUUCGCGGAAGACAUCGGACGAUGCCAUAGAGAGAUCAUAAAUAACCUAUGUUUAUUAUGUAUCACAUAGUAUUAAAUUAAUCCGCAGUAUUAGUCUAUCUCUAUGUUGAUAUCUGAUGUAGUUCAAUAAACCACAGAGCAAAACUAUCCGGCGCAGAUUGCAGUCUGUAGUCUUUUCCCGAAGUAUUUCGGUUUCUAAACGUUAGUCGUUAACCGAAGAGGCGAGACGAGGGGGGGGACUUAUAUAAACAACAAACCUUAGUUCGUCGAUAACAAAAUUGUUUACAAUUUGAUUGACCAUUUUACAAUUCCCAUCUGACAGUAUCAGUGCGUUGACUUUUGACAUUAGAGUAUUAUUUUUGCUUUCGACCACGCGAAAUGGCCGAGGCACCUGAUUCUGAGCCCGUGCCCUCCUCAAGCAAAGGAAAUUUGCUCGAGGACGCUCAGGACGAGGGUCCGUCGCCUAAAAAGCGCAAAACAGAGGGCGAAGAAAUUGACAAAUUGGAGCAUAGGCUGGGGGGCAUUCUGUGCUGCGCAGUUUGCCUGGACCUGCCGCAGGCGGCCGUGUACCAGUGCAGCAACGGCCACCUCAUGUGUGCGCCGUGCUUCACGCACCUGCUGGCGGACGCGCGCCUGCGCGACGAGAGCGCCUCGUGCCCCAACUGCCGCAUCGAGAUCUCCAAGGCCAACGCGUCCCGGAACCUGGCGGUGGAGAAGGCCGUGUCGGAGCUGCCGUCCGCGUGCCGCCACUGCACCGGCGUGUUCCCGCGGCACUCGCUGCAGCACCACGAGGACCAGACUUGCGAGCAGAGGACUUACAAGUUUUCCCAAGUGGUGGUUGACUCGGAACCGCAUAGCGCGUUGACUGGUUUGGUCCGCAUUGUGGCCAGGCUGUAUUGGCUUCUUAUAUCCGCUCUCAGAAGAACGUACUUCGUCUCUGAGCUCACGGACUCAGCGGUCAAGCGCCGUAGGUACCUCAGGGUGACGGGCUGCCGCUACGCGUGCCUGGGCUGCGGCUGGCGCGGCGCGGCGGCGGCGGGCGCGGCGCACGAGGCGGCGUGCGCGCACCCGCGCCAGUCGGCCGCCGACCUGGUGGAGCUGCUGGCGGCGCGCGAGCGACAGGCCGCCGACCAGCUGCUGCUGCACUCGCAGCUGCUGGGCCUGCUGUCCUACGAGAAGAUCACCUUCACCGACCUGCAGCUGAAGCCGUACCGCACGGAGGAGCUGCACAAGCUGUACUACGAGACGUCGCGCUUCUCCGCCUUCGGCCAGCAGUGGCUCGUCAAGGCCUUCGUCAACAAGCACCAGCGCGACCCCACGCAGAGCGCGCAGCGGGAGAUCACCUACCAGCUGAUCCUCAAGAGCAAGCCGGGCGGCGCGGUGGGCGUGUGGUGGAUGUGGGCGCGCGGGCCCUUCGGCGAGGCGCGCAUGUCCGCGUCGUUGGCGCAGCAUGCCUUCCGCGAGGACGAGGCCGCGCCCGCGCGCGCACUGCCGCUGGCCGACCCCGCCGACGCCAACCGCCUGCUGGCCAACAAGGCCAUCCACUUCAGAUUGAUUAUGUUCUUGUCGCCGAAAUGAUCUCAUUACUUGCCGCGCUUUGGACUAUCCAAAGAACGAGGCGGUGCAAUCUAUACACAAAUUAAAGCUCUUCGCAUAUCAGGCCGCGCUGAUCUUGGUGCGUUCAGCGCGCUCUUCAAAAUGUAAAGUAUGUAGCGUUUUAAACAGAGGUGCGAUUGUUUUAGGUUGGUCACGGAUUGUUUAUACAUAACGUUAUACACUCGCGUAUUGUCUAUUCAAUAAAGACCCAAUAAGUGAACGAGUGAAAUUAAAUUUAAGAAAAAUAAAGCAACUUUUUGAUUUAACUUAUUUCAAAAUUUAAAUCACUGAAUUCCACUGAAAACUAUAUAUAUUACGCAACUAUGAUAACCGAACACUCUGUUCACUCAUGGAUCUAUCGUAUUUGGAUCGUCAACUUGUUAGUUGACGAUCCAAAUACGAUACGAUAUUACGAUUUUCUUACACAAUCGCAUCUCAGAUUCGAUAUUAAAUACAAUAUUGAAAAUUCCAUACGUGCGGCGCCGAACAAUCUGUGUUCAGCUUUACGCGCAGCCAUCUCGAUGUUGACGCAAUAACAAAAAGCAAAUAUUUUAAUUCUUGUAGUAAGUAAUUUAACUUUAAAUUGCACAUUUUAUUUUUCGGAUUACUAUUCGUAUUUUAAUAAAUUAAAGAAUUUUUAAAAAGUUUUAUACUUGUGCAAUGGCACAGCAAGAAAAAUUAGUAAAGUUCUACGCUUUCUAUUUAGCAUAAUAUCUGUUGAGAAAGUAUUAUGACGAUUAGAGCUGACCCUGCAAAUUUUGCACAUUAUCCUGUAAAUGCGGAUGAAAUCAGUCGAUUUAAGGACGCAUUCAAAUUUUUAGUUUUUAUACAGUUAUUUAUACAAUUGUGUCAAAGCGGCUGCCAGUUACGAUGUUAACUUAAGUCACAGCCACACGUGUUUUGCCGUUCCAUUCAAAUUUCAUGAAAAAAAAAAAAAAAAAGACAGCACUUUAUCACUACAGCAGCUGCCCUUGAAAAUACUUUUGUAAAAUAAAAAUUUCAAUAAAUAUAAAUUAAUAAUAGU